GCCCCCGCCCAUACUGCCAGCUCCCGGCUCUCAAGGCCUUACCCCGUACCCGGCCCCGAGCUCUACUCUCCCGACGCCCCAACAACUCUGGAUGGACGCGGAUUUUCUGCGGUAACGGCUCCCGCUGCAAGGACGCACAGGUGACGCUGCUGCUCUGGCCUGUAGAGGGGACAGUCUGGCUCAUAAUGAGGCCAUAUCACAGCAUGUACCGCAGCCGGAUCACAGCUCCGCAGCCUUUGCCUCACCGGACCCCACUGACCCACAGGAUAUGCAGCCUUGUUCUUCCCAUCACAUCCUGCAGGCAUCUGACAGAAUGACGGGCAGUAAUCCAAUGUCCCCUGGCUCCAGCGGGGAACUUUCCCCCUUUGAUCUAUCUGGGGAACUUGAGGAAACGGAUCCUUGCUCCCCUAUUUAUGACAUGCUGGAUAGUUCUCAGCAGGAUGCGGGAAGUGCUCAGCGAUGGGACAGCCAUGCAGAGAUGGCUGAGCAGGCUAAACAUGAAGCUGAAAUUGAAAACCGAAUUGCAGAACUUCGGAAAGAAGGUUUCUGGCAUCCUCGUCGUCUGUCUAAAGUACCAGAACCAACACGGCCCAAGGUGCAUUGGGACUAUCUGUGUGAGGAAAUGCAGUGGCUCUCUGCAGACUUUGCUCAGGAGCGCCGCUGGAAGAGAGGGGUGGCCAGGAAGUUGGUACGUAUGGUUGUGCGCCAUCAUGAGGAGCAGAAGCAGAAAGAGGAGAGAGCACGUCGCGAGGAGCAGGCCAAGCUCAAGCGCAUCGCUAUUUCCAUUGCUAAAGAAGUACGACAGUUUUGGAGUAAUGUAGAGAAGGUUCUACCAAUUACGAGGCUUCUGAUUCUGAGGGAGUUGAGUUUCUUGUGAAGUCGGAAGAUGACUCUUCCACAGAUCCUUUGCAACAGGACAACUCUGAACCCAAAAAGGAAAUAACGGACAUUGCUGCCACUGCAGAGUCUCUACAGCCUAAAGGCUACACUCUGGCUACCACGCAGGUAAAGACGGAGGUCCCUUUCCUUCUACAUGGUGAUCUCAGGGAGUAUCAACACAUUGGACUGGAAUGGCUAGUUACAAUGUAUGAGAAGAAGCUAAAUGGCAUCCUUGCUGAUGAAAUGGGCCUGGGGAAAACUAUUCAGACAAUAUCUCUUCUGGCUCAUCUAGCAUGUGAAAAGGGGAACUGGGGUCCUCACCUGAUUAUCGUUCCUACUAGUGUUAUUCUUAAUUGGGAGAUGGAGUUGAAACGUUGGUGUCCCAGCUUCAAGAUCCUCACUUAUUAUGGUUCACAGAAGGAGCGUAAGCUUAAAAGACAGGGCUGGACAAAAGUGAAUGCUUUCCAUGUGUGCAUCACCUCUUACAAACUAGUGCUGCAGGAUCAUCAGGCUUUUCGUAGGAAAAACUGGAAGUAUCUCAUAUUGGAUGAAGCCCAGAACAUCAAGAACUUCAAGUCUCAGCGUUGGCAGAGCCUGCUUAAUUUCAACAGUCAGAGGCGACUGCUGCUUACUGGAACCCCUCUGCAGAACUCACUGAUGGAGUUGUGGUCUCUCAUGCACUUCUUGAUGCCACAUGUUUUCCAGUCUCAUCGAGAGUUUAAAGAAUGGUUUUCCAACCCCUUGACUGGCAUGAUCGAGGGUAGCCAGGAGUAUAAUGAGGGUCUGGUGCGCAGGCUGCACAAGGUAUUGCGUCCUUUCCUCUUGCGCAGGAUUAAGCUUGAUGUGGAAAAACAAAUGCCUAAGAAGUAUGAGCAUGUGAUAUAUUGCCGGCUCUCGAAGCGUCAGCGCUACCUAUAUGAUGACUUUAUGGCACAGGCAGCAACACGGGAGACGUUGGCAAGUGGACAUUUUAUGAGUGUUAUCAACAUCCUUAUGCAGUUGCGUAAAGUGUGCAAUCAUCCAAACUUAUUUGACCCGCGGCCGAUCCAUUCACCCUUCAUUACCAGUGGUGUUUCUUAUAGCGUUCCUUCCCUGGUUCUGCGGGUUCUACAGCAGCAUCCUCUCCAGCACGUGGAUUUGGCUUUAUUUGACCUGAUUAACAUUGAAGGACAUGUAUGUCGCUAUGGAAGCGAAAUAGUCUUGCAGCAGUAUAAACCUUCCCGCUCGCUUAUUCAGGAGAUUUCCGAUUCGCCUGAACCCCCACCUCGGCCCCGUCCUGUGAAAAUGAAGGUUAACAGGAUGCUUCCGGUUGCUAGGCCUGAGAGCCGCACAGCUGUUGUAAACAGUCCUCACUUGGUUAACAGAUCUUCAGACCUACCACCAACCUCAUGUUCACUUUCUCUACCCACUGGGGUGCCUGCAGUCAGCACUUCUAUGCCCUCAUCUGGAUCCUUGGAAUCAGCCCAACAGGUGCCCCCAGCACAGGUGAUCCCCAUGGUUCAGCCGUCUGCUGGUUCUUCACCGAUGACUUCUGCAGCUUCUGCUACAGCUAAACCAGUUCAAGCACAAUCCUCCCAGUCUGGUUCCAGUACCACUCAGAGGCUAGUUUUGACCCCUGAUAUGCAGGCCAGGCUGUCCACAGGUGAAGUCAUCAGCCUCUCCCAGUUGGCAUCAUUGACUUCACGUCCUCUGCAGUCUCCAGCAGUCACUAAGCCUCUGACAUUGCAGCUACAGGGAGCCAAGCUUACCCUGAGUGGAGCCCAGGUCCGACAGCUAGGUGUGAACCAGCCUCGUCCCAUACAAGGUAAUGUCCUUCAUCUUGUGUCAUCUGGUGGUCAGCAUCACCUUCUUGGCCAGCCAGCUCAGCUUGCACUGAUUCAAGCAUUGGCACAACAGUCUGCGGCUACCCCGCAGCUUAUCCAGGGUGGGGGUUCAGCUCCCCUUGGGGUUCAGACAUUGUCCCUGCAGUCUUUACCACACUCUCUGCUAGCAAAUGCUAACCUUCCUGCACCCUCAACUCCUUGCAACCCACUUCAAGGGCAGGUACCAUCUCCUGGAGUGGUAAGAAUUGUUGUAAGACAAGCUGCGAGGGAUAGUCCUACAGCUGCUCCCCGUGCUCCCCUGAGCACCAAUCAGCCGCAGACAGCACGUCCCUUACUUCGCGUGCUUCCUGGAACACGAAGUGGUGUUGGAGAGAGAGCCACAGCUCCAGUGGGUGUCACCUCUGCUCUUGCUCUAACCUCUACUCCUUUACUAAUGGUAUCCAGUCCUGCUUUGGCCUCAAGACUUCCGUCACCAGUUGCAAAUGCCCAUCCUGUUCUUCACAAUCACACUGCUUCUAAUUCCGAAGUCUCUAAUAGUGUUACCACACCUUCAAGUUUUGCCCUGCGUCCCCUUGCCCCUGGAGCCUCCUCUGCUCUCCAGUUUACCAACAGUAAUUCCUCCCCACCCAGGGUUUUACAGAGCCCUUCCCUUAACAACUGCCCUGCCUCCCAGAUUCCAAGCCCUUCCCUAACCAACUGCCCACUCAGCCAAACACUGAUCCAUGACAUUUCUUCUGGCACCAUAAACAAAGCUGAAGCUUCAGUCACAAACCCUGCCCUGGUUAUGGUGCCUACUGAUGCCCAGGCAUGCACUUUGCCUAAUGGGAAUGGGUUUAGUUCAAAUUCAGUCCCUCCUGAUACCCUUUCCACCCAGCUGCCCAGUGUUUGUGUACCUGUCACAAACACAGAUUCUACCUUAUACCUCAACCCUCUACUCAGCCGUCUGUCUUCUAAUCCUCCUUCACCACCUGUAAUGUCAGCUUCUGGCACCUCGUCGCCCAUAAUCCCUAAGCUUGCACCUCAGACAUACAAUUUCAGCCUAGUACCUGCUCUCCUUACAAACUCUAAUUCCUCUGCAGCACCAGUUUUGGCAGCUCCUAAUUAUAAUUCUGUUCCAACACGAUUCCUUAGUAGUCCUGUAUCUCUGCUAGCACUGUCCCCUCUGCCUUCCACAAGUAGCAGUACCACCUCCAUUUUGUACACACAUCCUAGUUCUACCCCCUUGCCCACACUUGCAGUUCCUGCAUCUGUUCCCGUUGCCUCACUUGCUACCCACACUUCUUCUCAAGUCCCUACUUCUUCAGUAGUCACACAGACAGUGCAUUCUCCGGUGACUACAGUAGCUCCUCCUCUCUGCUCCCCUAUUCCUGAGCCUACCAACACAGUUACGUUGUGUGCAUCCUCGCAUUCUGCUGCUGGCAGCACACCUGCUCCAUUGCUUACUCAGUCUGCUCCUGUAUCUACCCCUUCCCUGCUCACCCACAGAUCUGCUUCGUUGCCACUUUUGGCUUCCCUAACGUCUCCUGUAUCAUCCCUUCCUUCACUUGUUGCUAGUGGAUCUGCUCCCCUGCCUUCUUUGACAGCAAUUGUAUCUGGCCCGACCAUUGCAGCCUCUGCGUCGUUGUUAUUGCCUCCCCUGGCUAUUCCUGUUUCUUCACCAUUACCUUUGACGACUCCAGUUUCUACCUCCCACAUGUCAUUAACACCUCUAGUUUCUGGUACACUGUCUUCAGUAGCUUCUAUGGUUUCAAAGACUCUUCCCUCUGUUACUUCUGUUUCACCUAGUGUCCCCCCUCUGGCACCUAAUAUUGCUGUAUCUCAGCAAUCACUGGCUCAUCUAAUUACUGGUACUAUAUCUUCUUUAGCACCUCCUAUUUCUGCCACAGUUUCUGUUUCUCUUCCUUCACAUACUGCUCCUGUUACGGGCAUUUUUCCUUCUCUUGUUCCUCCUUUUUCUGUCCCUCUCCCUUCUCUGUCUCCUCCUCUAUCUGAUCCCCUUCCUUUGCUGGCACCUCCUAUUUCUGAUUCUCUACCUUUGUUGUCUCCUGUUGCUAACACAUUUCCUCCUCUGACUUCUGUCUCUAGCCCUCUGACAUCUUUUGGAGCUGUUCCCUCUCAAUCAAUGUCUGGCGCUUCUGUUGCUCUUUCCUCAAUUGCCCAAGCUGCGGGACCUCUCCCCCCUCAGGCUAUGUCUAGCCAUGUAUCCUCGCUACCUGUUCCAGUAGGUCUCCCAUCCUUUGCUCCUGGACCUCUCACCUCUCAGUCUAUGUCUAGUCAUGUGUCCUCACUACCUGUUCCAGUAGGUCUCCCAUCCCUUGCUCCGACUUCUGGACAUCUUUCCUCUCAGGCUAUGUCUAGCCAGGUAUCAUCGCUUCCUGUUCCUGUAGCUAUUCCAUCAAUUGCCCCAGCUGCUGGACCUCUCCCCUCUCAGGUUAUGUCUAGCCAUGUAUCCCCACUUUCACUUCCUUUAGCUCUCCCAUCCCUUGCUCCAGCUUCUGGUCCUCUUUCCUCUCAAGCUAUGUCUAGCUAUAUAUCAUCACUUCCUGUUCCUGUAUCACUCCCAUCCCUUGCUCCGGCUUCUUCUCCUCUCCCGUCUCAGGCUAUGUCUAGCUAUAUAUCAUCACUUCCUGUUCCAUUAGCUCUCCCAUCCCUUGCCCCAGCUUCUGGAGCACUCUCCUCUCAGGCUAUAUCUAGCCAUGUAUCAUCACUUUCUGUUCCUGUAGCUCUCCCAUCCAUUGCCCCUGCUUCUGGAGCACUCCCCUCUCAGGCUAUAUCUGGCCACAUGUCCUCACUGCCUCUUCCUGGCUCUCUCUCUCAUCUCUCCCCUUCUGUUUCCAGUACCUUCACUCCCUUGGUGUCCAGUCAUUUGCUAGUUAAUUCUAUUUCUAGUCCAUUGUCCUCAAUUCCUUGUGCUACCUCUACCCUUCCUCUAUCAGCAGAUACAUCAUCCCAUUUGGGAUCUCUUACUGACAUUUUACCUACACCUGCCGUUCCAGUGCUUCCUCCUGCAUCUUCUGUUGUCUAUAGUAGUGCAGCAAAUGCUAGCUUGUCUAAUCCGGCAUCUGUUUCCCUCCCCUCACUAACUGCCCCAGUCUCUCCGUCUGUCCCUCUGGGUUCCAGUGUAGAAAUAGAAUCUCUCCAUCCUUUGACUGCUGCCCCCUCUCCGUUUCUUCCUUCUCCCACUGAUACUCUAGAACCCCCUUUAUCCCUAACUGUUGCUGGUCCUUCAGCAGUGAGUGUGACCCUCAGCACUGCUCCAGAAACCGAGCUUGUGCUGGAAGGGGAUGGAUACCGCUCAGCUCUCCUCCCCUGUGUACCCAGCGCCAUGAGGCAUUGGCGCCAGCUGCCACCACCACCAAGAUCACCCUUUUAUCUGGAACCACUGGAGGAAAGACGCCGAAAACAGAAGGUAGAGCGUCUGGAUAGAAUUCACUGUCUCAACGACAAGAGGUGUGGUUUGACUCCGGUGUAUGGCAUAGAGAUUCUCCAGCUGUGCAACUUCCAGAAGUGUGGAACAAGUGCUGAUAAAUUGCCGGAAUUCUGGCUCCAGACUUCUGCCAUUAAUCGAUGCAUCCUCACUCCAGAGGAGCGCCUGGAGCAACUGAGACCCCUUAUAGAAAGGUUUAUCUUCGCUAUGCCUCCUGUGGAGGCCCCACAGAUCAGUUUGCACACUUCACACCCACCCCCAUCUCUGCUCCUCCAAGAAUCUGUGUUCAAGAAGACUCUUAGCAGAAAGCUCACUCCUCGUGUACGUUGUCUCCAUCGCAUUGUGUCCAACAUGAGGACUCAGUUCCCCGAUCUGAGGCUUAUUCAGUACGAUUGUGGAAAAUUACAGACUCUGGAUGUUUUGCUGCGUCAGUUAAAAUCAGGAGGUCACCGGGUUCUUCUUUUCACCCAGAUGACCAGGAUGCUGAAUGUUUUAGAGCAAUUCUUAACCUACCAUGGACACAUCUAUUUGCGACUUGAUGGAUCGACGCGCAUAGAGCAGAGACAGGUACUUAUGGAACGCUUCAACAUGGACAAGAGAAUAUUCUGUUUCAUUUUAUCCACUCGUAGCGGAGGAGUCGGAGUGAAUCUGACUGGGGCAGACACAGUCAUCUUCUACGACAGCGACUGGAACCCCACUAUGGAUGCGCAAGCCCAGGACCGCUGUCACCGCAUAGGGCAAACUCGUGAUGUGCACAUAUACAGGUUGGUUAGCGAGCGCACAGUGGAGGAGAAUAUUCUUAAAAAGGCGCAGCAGAAGCGCAUGUUGGGAGACAUGGCUAUCGAGGGCGGGAACUUCACCACUGCAUAUUUUAAGCAGCAAACCAUUCGUGAACUGUUCGACAUGGAAGACUCGUCCCGCAGAGAGGGGGAAAAUCGCGUAGCUUCCCCUGUUCAUACUGCAGAAGAUGACAACACCUCACAAAAAGCGCACAUCCUGGAACAG
Messenger RNA from Bombina bombina (fire-bellied toad), 7134 nucleotides. It is a transcript of the gene SRCAP, whose product is annotated as Snf2 related CREBBP activator protein. Gene Ontology annotation, cellular component: Swr1 complex. Gene Ontology annotation, molecular function: histone binding; ATP hydrolysis activity; ATP binding. Lineage: Eukaryota; Metazoa; Chordata; Amphibia; Anura; Bombinatoridae. The record is from RefSeq and is a predicted model, not a curated record.